AUGGACACGACCAUUUGUCAAGUGUGCCAGCCGAAAUCGGUGGACGAUGAUGGCUCAUCGGACACCGAUGAUGAGCUGGAAGAGGAUGAGGAUUCUACCUCUGACGGCAUUGUACUUUUCAUCUCGUUCGUCAUUUACAUUAUUAUCGGAUCGGUAGCCAUUGCUGCAUAUGAACCGAAUAUGGGUGUCUUCGAGGCUAUUUACUUCAAUUUCGUUACAUUAACGACGAUAGGUCUUGGCGAUUUGGUCCCUCAGAGCGAUACCUAUCUAGUGAUCACUUUGGUCUAUUGCACUGUUGGUUUGGCGUUGACAACGAUCGCCAUCGAGAUCGCAGCCGACACAUUGAAAAAGUUGCACUACUUUGGACGGAAGAUGGAAAACGUCGCCAAUGUGCAAGUGUGGUUCGGUGGUAAAAAGAUUUCUAUGAAGGCCUUAGUGAAAAACCUCGGAGACCAGUUUAACGUUCCGAUCGACGAGAUCGACACGUUGAAUCUAGAACAGUUUGUUGAUAACGCCAUCAAAGUCCAAGAAGGAGAGUUGGCAACCCUGCGGGUCGAUAAAGGCUGGAUGAAGUCGAACUAUUGGCGAGCGAUCGAGUCCGGCACGAUGCAUUACGUCGAUGACGACGAUUUGGUCACACUACAAAGCAAUCGUAACUAUUAUUCUGAAUUCUAG
This is a messenger RNA of Ostertagia ostertagi, 675 nucleotides long. The record is from the annotation of a GenBank genome assembly. Lineage: Eukaryota; Metazoa; Nematoda; Chromadorea; Rhabditida; Trichostrongylidae.